GGCCCUGAUCCCCAGCUAGCCAGCUCAUCCCCCAAAUGGCCAAAUCUUUGUGCUCCACCAAAACGCAGGUUGCCGAAUCGAGCGUAGCAGAAUCGAGCGGAAGGCGGCGCAGCUCGCGGCAGGCGCCUAGACUUUGGGUGAGGGCACGAGCGGCACCACCUGACGAACGGAGAAGUCGGCGACACAAGACACAAGACUACCCUAGCGUCCGUGUCGUGGCUUGCGGCGGUUGAGCCGCUCCCCGAAUCGAUCCGCCUCCAUGCCUGCUAAUCCUCCGCCUCCGCCUCCCGGGUCGUCGUCUUCGGCUCCGGCGGGGGCCAGCUACUUCCCGCUCCCUUUCCACCUGCAGCAGCACCAGCCGCAGCCGCAGCCGCAGAUGCCGCCGCCGAUUGCCGCGAGCAGCUACCAGCAGUACCAGCAGCAGCUGCAUCAGGCGCACCAGCUUUUCCAGCGGGACGCGCAGACCAUCACCCCUGAGGCGCUACUGAGCGUCAAGGCUGCCCUCGCCACCAGCGACGUCCUCGACCCCGCCGUCGCCGCCAGCGCCAGGCCCUCCGAUGCCUCCACCAGCAAGAAGCCCAUCCCCCGCCGCGCCGCGGGACAAUCCUGGGAAGACCCCACCCUCACUGACUGGCCCGAAAACGACUAUCGGCUAUUCUGUGGAGAUCUAGGGAACGAAGUUAAUGACGAUGUUCUCUCCAAAGCAUUCUCACGGUUCCCCUACUUCAACAUGGCAAGGGUUGUUCGGGAUAAGAGGACUGGUAAAACUAAAGGUUAUGGAUUUGUGAGCUUUUCAAACCCUACUGACCUGGCUGCGGCAAUAAAAGAAAUGAAUGGAAAAUAUGUUGGGAACCGCCCUAUUAAAUUGCGUAAGAGUAAUUGGAAGGAGAGGACAGAUGUUGAGGCUCUAGAAAGGCAAAAGAAUCAUGUCCAGAGGAAGCCUAAAAUGCCUAAGAAGGGUAUUCUCCACAAGUAAAGCUAUGUCGGCCCUACCGAGGGUGAGCCCUGCAGAUGGCAACUUGCCAUGUUCCUGCACCGUUUUGCUUGGCCGUACCCAGGGUGGCUCCCGUAGUCCCCCCCCCAGAUGCAAUCUGCAAGAGCUGUUACUUCUUUGGUGGAAAUGGGAAAUGAGCUGCUGCCUUUCGGUUCCCUUGGUCAGUGUGGAACCGUCCCCAGGCUUGUAACAUAAAACCUAGCCUUAGGUGCCACUAUACACAAUUGGUGCCCAUUUUGCUGUUUCUUUUUCUUCCAUUUUGGUAUUUCAUUUUUAAUAGUUUUGCGUUCAUAUUCCUUUGAUAUGCUGGAGCAAUGUGGUGACUAAUGAUUAAUGAGGGCUUUGACUUGAUGAGAUGGUGGCCCGUGUUGGGAGCGGAAGAAGACAACCAAAUGUACUUUUCGCAUUAGGUUUCA
This is a messenger RNA of Setaria italica (foxtail millet), 1410 nucleotides long. RefSeq names its product RNA-binding protein 42. The record is from RefSeq and is a predicted model, not a curated record. The transcript has 6 exons. Bases 260 to 976 code for a protein of 238 amino acids. Gene Ontology annotation, molecular function: mRNA binding. Lineage: Eukaryota; Viridiplantae; Streptophyta; Magnoliopsida; Poales; Poaceae.